AUGGAUUGCACGAUGACCAGCAGCAUCCUGUCGGCCAACUACAACACCAUCCUGUUCGAGUUCGGCGUCAUCCUCGUCACCAGCAAGAUCCUCCACGCGCUGCUCCGCAACGUCUACCAGCCGCGCGUCUUCUCCGAUCUCCUACUGGGCAUCGUUCUCGCCCAGUUCCGGGUGCUCUCCCUCACCAACGCCAUCAACCUGGUCUUCGGCAAGAUCGGUGGCUUCGUGUUCGCGCCCUACCUCUUCGCGCUGGGCGUGGAGAUGGACCCCGGCACGCUCCUCGACGCCCCCACCGCCGACGCCGUCGUCGCCUACGCCGGCAUCCUCUCCAGCUCCGUCCUCGUCACGCUCUUCCACAUGCCGCUCAUGAAGGCCACCUCCGGCGUCGUCCACGAGCACUCCCUGCGCUCCUUCCUCGGCCUCGCCGCCGUGCUCGCCAACACCGCCUCGCCCGUCCUCACCCGCCUCACCACCGACCUCAAGAUCGCCAAAACCGCCGUAGGCCGCCUCGCCGUCGGCGCCGGCCUCGCCUCCGACAUGGUCACCACCAUGCUCAUCGCCGUCGGCAGCAUGAUCUGGCGCGACGCCGGGGGCGACGGCCGCGACUCCCCCAUUGUGCAGCCGGUGCUCACGGCCGCCGUCCUGGUCGUGGUCAUCGUGUCGGCGUUCGUGUCCAGGGCCAUGGCCGAGUGGGUGGGCGGGCGCAACCCGGAGGGCCGGCGCAUGCGCGGCUUCGACCUCUCGCUCGUGGCGCUGGCGGCGGCGGCGCUCUGCUGGCUCAGCUCGGCGCUGCGGCUGGACGUGAACAUGGCGGCGUUCCUGGUGGGGCUGGCGUUCCCGAGCGAGGGCAGGGUGUCGCGGCUGCUGGUGAGCAAGAUCAACUUUGUGCUCAGCUCCUUCGUGCUGCCGCUCUACGUCAGCCACGUCUGCCUCUCGCUCCGGCAGACGACGGACGACAUCGAGGUCACCGGGCUGGGCCGCACCGAGGGCUUCCGGGCCUUCGUCAUGGAGCUGCCCUUCCCCUGGUGGAAGGUCUUCUUCGUCACCGUGAUGGGCACGCUGGGGAAGCUGACGGGGUGCGCGGCGGCGGGGCUGCUCCGGGGUCUGGGGUGGCUGGAGGCGCUGGCGCUGGGCAUGCUGCUCAACGUCAAGGGCUACUUCCACAUCUACUGCGCGCAGGCGGCGUUCGACGCCGGCAUCAUCACGGACAAGUCGUUCAUGGCCAUCAUCUUCAUGGUGGCGCUCAACGUGGCGGUGACGCCCAUGGUCGGCAUGGGCAUCGCGUCCUGGGCCCGCCGGAGCGUGCAGUGGCGGCUCAUGGGUCUGCAGCACCACGAUCCCUCCACGGAGCUCCGCCUCGUCGUCGGGCUGCACGGCCCGCAGGACGUGCCGACGCUGUCCUACCUGAUGGAGGCGCUGCGGUGGGGCGGCGGCGGCGGCGAGCUCGCCGCCUACGCCGUGGACAUGGUGCAGCUGACGGACCAGACGGCGGCGGCCAUCGUCAAGGGCGGGGGCUUCGACGGCGUGACGGUGGUGGACGAGGAGGUGUCGGAGAUGCGCAAGCUCAUCGGCGAGGCGCUGGACGCGUACCAGGCGGAGUGCGGCGAGGGCGUGAAGGUGCGUCGUCUGCUGGCGCUGUCGUCGUUCCCGGACAUGCACAGCGACAUCUGCAUCUGCGCCGAGGACGCCAUGGCGGCGCUGGUGCUGCUCCCCUUCCACAAGGCGCAGCGGCUGGACGGGAGCAUGGACGCGGGCCACUUCGGGUUCCGGCUGGUGAACCAGAAGGUGCUCCAGCUGGCGCCGUGCUCGGUGGGCGUGGUCGUGGACCGGGGCCUCGGGAAGCACGCGACCCGGGAGGGUCAGGCGGCCAUGCGGGAGGGGCAGGGGCAGGCGGUGGUGGUGGUGUUCAUCGGCGGCGCGGACGACCGCGAAGCCCUGACGCUGGCGGCGCUCAUGUCGAAGCACCCGGGGGUGCGGCUGACGGCGCUGCGCGUGGUGCAGAACGCGACGGCGCAGGCGCGCGCCAAGGCGCGGACGAGCCUGUUCGAGACGAAGGCGAGCCGGCGCGGCGGCGUGGGUGCGGCGGCGGCGGCGUCGUCGUCUGCGCUGGGGCAGGAGGAGGCGCAGAUGCAGGUGGACGACAAGUUCUUCGCGGAGUUCUACCGGAAGCACGUGGCGGGGGCCAUCGGCAAGCAGGGCGGCGGCGGCGGGAUGGGGUACCUGGAGAAGCACGUGGCGGACGGGGCGGAGCUGGUGGCGGUGCUGCGCGGCCUGCAGUCGGAGUACCGGCUGUUCGUGGUGGGGCGCGGGCGCGACCGGAGCUCGGUGCUGACGGAGGGGCUGGACGAGUGGGCGGAGUGCCUGGAGCUGGGCCCCGUCGGCGACAUCCUGGCGUCGUCGGACUUCUCGGCCACCGCCUCCGUACUCAUCGUGCAGCAGUACGACGCCAAGAAGCACUACAAGGUCAUCGACGAGGAAUUCAUGCCAUUGUAG
Molecule: messenger RNA, 2493 nt
Organism: Panicum hallii
Lineage: Eukaryota; Viridiplantae; Streptophyta; Magnoliopsida; Poales; Poaceae
Product: cation/H(+) antiporter 28
Exons: 2
Coding region: 1-2493 (830 amino acids)
Biological process (GO): proton transmembrane transport; regulation of pH
Cellular component (GO): endomembrane system; membrane
Molecular function (GO): antiporter activity
Source: RefSeq, a predicted model, not a curated record